This is a messenger RNA of Vigna unguiculata (cowpea), 1086 nucleotides long. RefSeq lists its product as uncharacterized. Lineage: Eukaryota; Viridiplantae; Streptophyta; Magnoliopsida; Fabales; Fabaceae. The record is from RefSeq and is a predicted model, not a curated record.
AUGGUAGAUGAUAACUCAAGAUCUAAGGAAGGACUAGUGAUUGAAGAUGUUGAAUCAAUGACAAUACAAGGUGUUGCUCCUAAGGAUACAAAAACAAAAUUGGGGUCAAUGUCAAUUGAUCAAUUUCUUAAAGAAAAUGGAAGCGCUGAUGAUGAAGACAAAAAUAUUCAAAAUGGAAGUGAGGAGGCGGAACAAUAUGUUGGAGAUGGAAAUACAUACCAAGAUGAAGAUGGUGAAUUGAAUGAAAAAGAAGCGAGGAAUUCAACCUUUUGUCCCUUGAUUUACACAAGUUUCAAAGCUUUACUCAAAGAUAAAGAUAAUAAGGCUCAUAUAUGGACAUAUGUUCUGGAAAAGUUCAAUAUUAGUGAUAAAGGAGAGAAAGCCGUAUUUACUCGUAUAAAUGAUGCAUGGAGACGCUACAAAAGUUUUAUCAAGAAAAAACACUUUUCAAAGUACUCCACAUUGAAGGAUCGGCUAAAACAUCGUCCUUUAUUCCUUUCUGAAGCUCAUUUCAAGCAAUUGCUCAAAUAUUGGAACAUUAGUAUUAUCCAGCGUACCAAGAAAGAGGUAGGAGAAAAAGUUACUCAAGCUGAAAUGUUUAUUACAACUCGUCAACGUCGAGAAGGCCGAAAAGGAAAAGAAUUGGAUGAAGAAACACAUAAUGCUAUUAUUAAGCUUCAAGGUUCCAUUCAAAACUCAAGUGAUUCUGUAGAACAAACAUUUAAAUCACUGUUUGGAAAAGAAAAGCCUGGAAGGGUACGUUGUUACAGAAAGACUAUGAAACCAUCACAAUUUAGGAAAAAUGAAGAAAUUGCUGCCAUCAAGAAAGAACAUGCAAACGCAAUUAGUGGUAUGGAAAAGAAAAUACAAGAUCUACGAGCAAUUGUAAAUUUUGUGGUAAGGCAACAAAAUCCAGAUUUAGAUGAAAAGGACUUAAAUAAUAUGAUGGCACACGUUUUAGGUAAAGAAAGUAGUGCAACAGGGCCAUAUUCAUCUGAAUCAACCGAUGAUCUACAGCUAGAAGACAAUGAAGAUCAUGAAGACAAUGAAGGCUAUGAAGAUUAUGAAGACAAUCUUAUAGAAUAA